Molecule: messenger RNA, 492 nt
Organism: Porites evermanni
Lineage: Eukaryota; Metazoa; Cnidaria; Anthozoa; Scleractinia; Poritidae
Source: the annotation of a GenBank genome assembly
AUGGAGACAGAGGAAACUGUUGAAGCAGGAAUUGCUGGUGAGAGCGUUGAAGAGACGUCCACUGUGGAUGCAAGCUCGUUAAUUGUAGCAGAAAGUCAAGGUGGCGGUCAGCAGGUGACAGAGGUAGUGCAAGCCAGUGGAGAGGUGGAGAUGGCAACAGUGGAGCUGAGUCUUGCUAACGGCGCUUCAGGGCACUCUCACGACGCGUCUUCUGCUCUACAAGCGGCAGUGGAAGCCCUAGUUUCCGCUAGUCAGCAUCAGUUAGCUGGAGCACAAGAACCCAUGGAGGAAGGCGAGGCUUCUGCAGGCAAGGAAAUCUUCGAGGGUGUGACAUCCCAGGAUGCCGAGGGAGCUGCUGCACUUAUGGCGGUCUAUGUACCUGAAGUGAAGCCUACUGAAGUUAAUCUACAGGUGGAGUAUGUACAGACGACUACUGAAGGAGACCAGGAAAUGACGACAACUACAGCAGCAGCCACAGAAGAUGAAAGUUAA